GCAAAUCAGAUCGCGCCGGCCACGCCACGCGCCUGGACACCGGGCGCCGCGUAUAUGAGCGCACGACGGGUCAGGCGCACAUCGCACUCGGAUCUCGGCCACCAGGAGUCAGGACUGUACCAGGAAGACGAGAAGAAGAAGCCGCGGAUUCGUCACCGACCGCCAGAGAGGACUAAGACAAGAUGUUGGCCAAUGGUGACGCACCAGCCAGAGGGACUGCAGCAGCAGCUGCAAGCUUGCGCAGGCGUAGAACCACGAGCGGUGCCGCUGCUGGAGGUGGUGCCAGCUCAAUGCUCCAGUUCUACACUGAUGAGGCUGCGGGGCGCAAGAUGUCGCCGAACACUGUUCUGAUCAUGAGCAUAGGGUUCAUCGCAGUUGUCGCUAUGCUGCAUGUUUUUGGGAAGUUGUACCGUACCUCCAACUAGAGCUGAGAUUACCAGUCUCCAAGAAAGCGGAGUCUAUCAACAGAGGAGCCUUGUAGACUGAUUCAAAUGGACAGCAAAUGACUUAAAAGAUCCUGAACAGAUUUUGCUAUUAUAAAAGUUUAUACAACAUGCAAUGCUGAGCUGUUAUCGUUGAAUCCUUUGCAA
Messenger RNA from Phragmites australis (common reed), 590 nucleotides. RefSeq names its product protein transport protein Sec61 subunit beta-like. Gene Ontology annotation, cellular component: endoplasmic reticulum membrane; Sec61 translocon complex. The record is from RefSeq and is a predicted model, not a curated record. Gene Ontology annotation, biological process: intracellular protein transport. NCBI's taxonomy places the organism in Eukaryota, Viridiplantae, Streptophyta, Magnoliopsida, Poales, Poaceae. The coding region runs from base 183 to 425 and encodes 80 amino acids. The transcript has 2 exons.